ACAUCUUCGAAUAGUACUAAAUCUAGUACUAAAUUACUGACUGGAACAUCCCUGUCUCAGAACGUACAAAAAAGAAGAUGAAGAAGACCAACACAUCAAGGAAAUAGAAGAAGAAUAAGUUCAACCUUUUUGAGAAAUGUCAAAAACAACCAACACGUUUUUGUGUAAAUACCAAUAAAUAAUCUGGAAACCAAUCCAAAAUGCGUAUCGAAACGUGUUAUUUUUGUUCCUCAAGAAUAUACCCUGGCCAUGGUAUUCAAUUCGUAAGAAACGACUGCAAGAUAUUCAAAUUUUGCCGAUCAAAAUGUCACGCGGCAUUCAAGAAGAAGAAGAACCCACGCAAAGUGAAAUGGACCAAAGCCUACAGAAAGACAGUGGGAAAAGAGCUGACUGUAGACCCUUCAUUUGAGUUUGAAAAACGCAGACAUCUGCCUAUCAGAUAUGACAGGGAAACCUGGUCGAAGGCCGUGGAGGCCAUGAAAAAGGUGGAAUCCAUAAAAAAUAAGAGACAGGGUGCUUACAUCAUGCAGAGGUUGAGGAAGGGCAGGGAAUUGGAACAAGAACGUGAUGUCAAAGAGGUGCAAAGGGAUCUGUCCCUUAUCAGAUCACCUGCUGCUGGACUUAAGGAGCGGCAACAAGGGCAGAGUGUUGAUGAAGAUGUUAAAGAAAGUGAUGAGGAGAUGGAGGGUGUUAUUGAAGAUGGUGGGGAAGUUACUCUUUGAUGCAGUGCUUGGUGGAGAGACAAUUGAAGAUAAGAAGGCUGUAUUAUUGUGU
Phaedon cochleariae (mustard beetle) is the source of this 774-nucleotide messenger RNA. The record is from the annotation of a GenBank genome assembly. Lineage: Eukaryota; Metazoa; Arthropoda; Insecta; Coleoptera; Chrysomelidae.